UGGGAAAACCGGAGUUCGCCGUGUGGGACUAGUUCUCUGUUCCUUAGACUUGGACUGCGCAUCUCUAGCACCAUACUCCCUCUCUGGGUGUAUUCUGCUUCAUUCCCGGACUUUGGCUAUUGUUUCUGAAAGCCGUGUACCGCCGCAGGAUGCCCCGGUUGGGACUCUUGCCCCGGAGGGCUUUCGCGGCGCUGCUCAGCCAGCUCCUACGACCUCCCCGCACUGCGUGCGUUCGGGCGCUCGGUGGCCAUAGCCAGAUUGCGGAGGCAAUGGUAACAUCCCAACUGAAACCACAUCAAGAGAAACCAAGUUUCAUCAUCAAGACCCCAAGGGGCACCAGGGAUCUUAGUCCCCAGGAGAUGGUUGUGAGGGAGAAAAUUCUUGAUAUGGUUAUCAGUUGCUUUAAACGUCAUGGAGCAAAGGGAUUGGAUACACCAGCAUUUGAGCUAAAAGAAGUGCUCAUGGAGAAGUAUAAUGAGCAGUCUGGGCUCAUCUAUGAUCUGGAGGAUCAAGGUGGAGAGCUGUUGUCCCUUCGUUAUGACCUUACUGUCCCCUUUGCUCGUUAUCUGGCUAUGAAUAAACUGAAGAAGAUGAAACGCUACCAAGUUGGAAAGGUGUGGCGAAGGGAGAGUCCAACUAUGGUCCAAGGCCGCUAUCGGGAGUUCUACCAGUGUGAUUUUGAUAUUGCUGGUCAGUUUGACCCUAUGAUCCCAGAUGCAGAAUGUUUGAAGAUCAUGUGUGAAAUCCUAAGUGGGUUGCAGCUGGGAGACUUUCUCAUUAAGGUCAAUGACCGGCGGAUUGUAGAUGGGGUCUUUGCUGUCUGUGGUGUUCCUGAAAGCAAGUUCCAUACUAUCUGUGCCUCGAUGGACAAACUAGACAAGAUAUCUUGGAAAGGUGUGAGACAUGAAAUGGUGGCACAGAAAGGCCUGGCUCCUGAGGUAGCUGAUCGAAUUGGGGACUACGUCCAACAUCAUGGUGGUGUAUCUUUGGUAGAGCAGAUGCUCCAGGAUCCCAGACUAUCCCAGAACAAGCAGGCCUUGGAGGGGUUAGAGUCCCUGAAGCUUCUUUUUGAAUACUUGACUUUAUUUGGAAUCACUGAGAAGAUCUCCUUUGACUUGAGUCUUGCUCGAGGCCUGGACUACUAUACAGGAGUGAUCUAUGAAGCAGUUUUGCUACAAACCCCAGCUCAGGUUGGAGAAGAGCCCUUUAAUGUGGGCAGUGUGGCUGCUGGCGGGCGCUAUGACGAGCUGGUGGCCACAUUUGACCCUAAGGGCCAUAAGGUGCCAUGUGUGGGACUGAGCAUUGGAGUAGAGCGAAUCUUCCACAUUGUGGAACAGAGGAUAAAGACUUCUGGUGAGAAAGUACGGACCACAGAGACCCAGGUGUUUGUGGCCACACCCCAAAAGAACUUCCUCCGACAACGGUUAAAGCUAAUUGCAGAGCUUUGGGAUGCUGGGAUCAAGGCAGAGAUGCUAUAUAAGAAUAAUCCCAAACUACUAACCCAACUGCACUACUGUGAGAACACAGGCAUUCCCUGGGUGGUCAUCAUUGGUGAGCAAGAACAGAAGGAAGGGGUCAUCAAGCUCCGGUCAGUGGCCACCAGAGAGGAGGAGGCCAUAAAACGGGAACAUCUUGUGGCUGAAAUUCAGAAGCGACUGUCCCAGUCUUGAUCCUUGCCUGAUUGCCAUCUGGUGCUCUUGGUACAAAAGCUUUCAUCUAACACUGAGUUCCUGAUACACUUCACAACAGCUGGCCAGUAUGGGUGACAAGGGCCUUCAGCCUCCUCGUUCCUUAAAUACAGAAGGAUGUGGGGACUCCUGGACUACUGUAAACAGCUACUCUGCAUGGGGCAGAUAGCAGCAUGUGAAAGAGACAUGCUGUAGCUGAAGGGGCAGAUUUGAAGUGCCACCGACACUACCUAGAGGUGCUAAGAUUGUUGCUGUGAGCAGGGCUCUGGAAGUCCUCUAAGUUGAAGAUACUGAACCACUGAGAUCAGAAGCCAGAUAGCUUUCCACUUAGCUUUAGACCCGGAUUCUGGGAAAUUUGUCUACAUUCAUCCUUUGGCUUAUCCAAGGAGUUUUGGGAAUACAGCAAAGAUGGAUAGUGACAACUUGCUGCUUCGAGGACAGAAAUACUGUAUAAUCCUAGGGGUAUGGCAGUGCCUAUAUUAAUUUGGUAUCUUUUUAGCCUAUCCAUUGUGAACGGUAGCAGGGCAGGGCUGCUGUGUAACAAUCUGGAACACUGAACUUAAUAAAUGGUUUGGCAGGGUGGAGACCUGGGAUUUUGAAGAUCAUUUCCUGUUCUAGAAUUACUGUUCUGACUUUCCAUACCUUGCCAUAAAGGCUGUUCUUGAAGUGGUUGGAUAAUAUGUUAAAUAAAAUGUUAAGUAUA
Molecule: messenger RNA, 2391 nt
Organism: Chinchilla lanigera (long-tailed chinchilla)
Lineage: Eukaryota; Metazoa; Chordata; Mammalia; Rodentia; Chinchillidae
Gene: Hars2
Product: histidyl-tRNA synthetase 2, mitochondrial
Exons: 13
Coding region: 150-1670 (506 amino acids)
Biological process (GO): histidyl-tRNA aminoacylation
Cellular component (GO): cytoplasm; mitochondrion
Molecular function (GO): identical protein binding; ATP binding; histidine-tRNA ligase activity
Source: RefSeq, a predicted model, not a curated record